This is a messenger RNA of Aaosphaeria arxii CBS 175.79, 936 nucleotides long. Its product is annotated as HET-domain-containing protein. The annotation marks the transcript as partial. NCBI's taxonomy places the organism in Eukaryota, Fungi, Ascomycota, Dothideomycetes, Pleosporales. The record is from RefSeq and is a predicted model, not a curated record. The transcript has 3 exons.
AUGAACUCUACAUCAUACACGUACCAGCCCCUCUUGCCGGGUGCGAACUGCAUCCGCCUGCUUCGAUUGCUGCCUGGUGAACCUGCCGAGAAAUUGCAAUGUGAAUUAUUCAAUUACCAAAUUCGCAACAACCAAACAUCGUGUCUCUAUGAGGCUUUGUCAUAUGUUUGGGGGGAUCCGACCGAAAAGAAUGACAUAUGCAUUGAUUCCAAGCAGUUCGCUAUAACGAGCAAUCUUGCUGCGGCCUUCUACCGGCUUCGAGACCCUUCGUUGCCACGUUUGCUUUGGGUCGAUGCAAUAUGUAUAAAUCAAGCAGACCUGGAGGAGCGAGAAAACCAGGUACAGUUUAUGUCAGUUAUAUACUCGUGUGCCAGCCGGGUCGUUGUGUGGUUAGGCGAAGGAUGCCCGCAAAGUAAUCAAGCUUGCCGGCUGAUAAUUGAGGCUGCCGAUGCCAGCCAGCGAGCUGAAGAGACGACAAGACCUGGUGAAGAAAAUGCCAUCAUUGCUUUGCUUAGGCGUCCGUGGUUUUACCGCGUAUGGGUUUUACAAGAAGUUGCCAUGGCAAGAUUUACCCUGUUACUGUGUGGCGACUUUCAGAUGACAGCUCAUGAGUUCAGCAGCGGCUUGAGGCAGUUUCGACACGAAUACGACCAAGAAAAAACCAUAGUAUCAACGAUCGAAUCAGUUGUUUACCUCCUUGAAUGGCAACCAAGAGGCGGUAACCUAGGAUCAAAAUUGUUACCACUUUCGGAACUAAUCGAUAUUUUCCAUCAUCGUCAGGCCACUGACAUACGAGAUAAGGUGUAUGCGCUGUAUGGAAUGAGUACGGACAUGAUGGACACUCGGUCACUCCAAGUGAAUUACCAAAAGCCCUGGUCUACAUUGUUCAAGGACCUUGCACAAUAUUCGUUUGGUGAAAAGGUCCACGUUACAAUU